CUUCACUUGUUCGUCCAAAUGCAGGCCUCUUUCCGCUUGGCCAUUGUCUGUGCCGCUGUAGUGCUUUAACGUGGCAUUUUUGCUACCACCAGGUGCGUUCUGAAGUGUACUAAAGGUGUCGUUUCUGUAUUUGAAACACAGCCCUGGAUGCAAAGGAAAUCCCAGAAGUUUGAGAGAUGUCCGGUGUUUCAUCCAGAUCAGCGGCGCACACGGGAAAGAUGAAGAAGGACGAGUCUUUUCUCGGGAAGCUCGGAGGCACUCUGUCUCGCAAGAAGAAAGCAAAAGAAGUGAGUGACCUUCAGGAAGAAGGAAAGUUUGCCAUCAAUGCUCCACUCCUUCCUACCAGUACUGACCUGCUCCCAGAGGACAUGCUGCUAGAGGAGAAUGCAGAGAGGAUUAUGUUAGAUCCCACGUCUAGAGAAAAUCCCAAAUUUAAAGAGCUACAGAAGGUUCUGAUCGACUGGAUCAAUAAUGAGCUGGAGGAAGAAAGGAUCAUUGUUAAAGAUCUAGAAGAGGAUCUCUAUGAUGGACAGGUGCUGCAAAAGCUGUUUGAGAAGCUGUCAGGAUGUAAGCUGAAUGUAGCAGAAGUGACCCAAUCAGAGAUCGGUCAGAAACAGAAGCUACAAACUGUACUGGAAUCAGUGAAUGAUUUGCUCCGACCGCAAGGCUGGACGAUAGAUUGGGGAGUUGACUCAAUCCACUCGAAGAACCUGGUGGCCAUCGUUUAUUUGCUGGUGACUCUGGCUAUGCACUUCAUGGCCCCAAUCAGACUUCCUGAGCAUGUCUCUGUAAAAGUGGUGGUAGUCAAGAAAAAGGAGGGCAUCUUACACACAUCACGUAUAACAAAAGAACUCACAACUACUACAGAGAUGAUGAUGGGAAGAUUCGAGAGGGAUGCGUUUGACACCUUAUUGGACCAUGCACCUGACAAGCUCAAUGUGGUCAAAACGUCCCUGAUUACCUUUGUAAAUAAACACCUGAACAAACUAAAUCUGGAAGUCACUGAGCUGGAGUCACAAUUUGCAGAUGGUGUAUACCUGGUGCUGUUGAUGGGCCUGUUGGAAGGUUAUUUUGUACCGCUGUAUAACUUUUACCUCACGCCAGAGAGCUUUGAGCAGAAAGUGCAUAAUGUAGCAUUUGCCUUCGAGUUGAUGCAGGAUGGAGGACUAAAGAAACCCAAAGCUCGACCAGAAGAUGUUGUAAAUCUGAACCUGAAGGCUACUCUGAGAGUCCUGUAUAACCUCUUCACCAACUACAAAAGUGCUGACUGAUAGAGAAAAGAGAGUUUCACUAUGGAUCAACGCUUACCUUCUGACUCACUGAUGCCAUAUGUCCACUGUUUGUAUUUAACAACGUUUAUUUACACAUGUUGCCUGUCUUUUUAUGCUCUUAGGUACAGAUGCUGCUGUUAUGUCAGAAUGCAUUAACUGUAACUCAAACGCUACCAUGCAUAAUUUAUGAGAACUCAGCUCACUGCUCCCAACAGUGUUAAAUUAGUUUAAUAAACACUCGAGUUUUGGAUAUUUAAUGAUCUGUAUACACUGUGGAUUAUUUAAAAUAUAAUAUAUAUUAUAAAUUUAUUCUUACAAAUAUUAAACAUUUAUAUGUAUAUUGUGUUCCUGUAAUAAUUUUGUUUUAUUGUUUGUUCAGGUUGCCAUUUAUUUAUCAGUUAUAUAAGCUAAUUAUUAUCUACCAAAGCCUCUCAAAAGUAUUUUGAAAGAUAAAAUUGUGUAUUGACUUGAAUACAGAAUCAGGUUUGUGCUUAUUAGCCCAGACACACACUUUCUCCACAAGACCUUGUGAUUGUAUAUAAAAGCAAUCUCAAAAUCAAUCCUAUCCUGUGGAAAAUGAAUGAGGUGAUGGAUGUACAGCUGUUUUUUUCAACAUUUUUAUGGUCAACGUGGGGAAAUGACUGACAGUGCAGAAUAUCAAGCCUAAGUUGGAUUGUGAUUUGUAUGGGUUGAAAACAAUACAGCUCUCCAAACCAUACAAAACAAACACCAAACAGAAAAAGAGAUAAAUAAUUGAAGAAGUGGCUAUGGAAAUCAAUAAGCACACCAUGAGAUUGCACUCAAUUACACAGCUAUUAAUCUUCCUUUUAUUACCUUCUUAAAAGAAGCAAUGUGGGCGCCUCGUCUGCUUUAAAGGAACAAAUACAUUCACAACAAUCCUAUCAAAUAUUAUUAAAAGUUAUAAUAUAAUAAUCUGCUAUAAUCUACUGCAUCUAGCUGUAUGGAGCAGUGCCAUGACAUUAUUCUAGGGUUAAAUUGCAGUGUUUCUUUCAUCCAAAGACUUUCUAUUUUAAUAAAUUGUAUUUCUUAA
Messenger RNA from Tachysurus fulvidraco (yellow catfish), 2322 nucleotides. It is a transcript of the gene parvb, whose product is annotated as parvin, beta. Gene Ontology annotation, molecular function: actin binding. Gene Ontology annotation, cellular component: lamellipodium; focal adhesion; cytoplasm. Bases 177 to 1271 code for a protein of 364 amino acids. The transcript has 13 exons. Lineage: Eukaryota; Metazoa; Chordata; Actinopteri; Siluriformes; Bagridae. Gene Ontology annotation, biological process: establishment or maintenance of cell polarity; actin cytoskeleton organization; lamellipodium assembly. The record is from RefSeq and is a predicted model, not a curated record.